Cyclospora cayetanensis is the source of this 3999-nucleotide messenger RNA. RefSeq lists its product as uncharacterized. The record is from RefSeq and is a predicted model, not a curated record. Bases 1 to 3999 code for a protein of 1332 amino acids. Lineage: Eukaryota; Apicomplexa; Conoidasida; Eucoccidiorida; Eimeriidae. The transcript has 10 exons.
AUGAAAGAUGAGCUGGAAGUUCCUGCGGCUGUAGCUUCCUCCCCGUUCCUCAGCUCCGUCCUUCCGCAGCUAAAGCGAAAUGUUGCAGCCCUAAAGCCUUGUGAAGCAGCAGCCUUUGCUGCACUACUGCUGAAGAGACGCGAGCUGGAUCGAUCUAUCGCAGAAUCUUUGAGCAAUGCGGUGUACGAAAACCUCGGAGGACCGUUGUCCGUCUUGAUGCUUCAGCAGCAGCCGUCUUCCCCUGUAGCGGAGCUGUCUGAUGCUCAGGCACGCCACCCGAUGCACAUGCAACAGCAGCAGCACAUGCUGCAGAGACAGCGGGAGCGGGCAACAUCCCCCUCGUCGCUCUCGUGCCUUCUACACUUAGGAAGGAGUUUUACUGCUGCUGGCCUCGAACGCCUGCCUGCGAUAGAACGAGAGAUAGAACUUCAAUGGGCCGCAUUUACGCCAGCAAAGGUCUCUGCAGUGCUCAAUCUCCUAGCGAAAAUUCCGCACCGGUCAACAUCGGCGCUGAACAAACUGGGACUUGCCGUGCAGCACAGUCUUCACCAUUACUCCCCCAACAUGCUCGCAGGCUGUCUUUCGAGUUUGGAUUCUCUGAGUUACCGCCACCAUUCCCUCCUUUCCUCCAUAACAGCUCUCUUGCUGCAUAAACAAAUAGCACAGCAGAAAUGUCACCAAGGCCCCCAGCGACAGCGAACUCAGUUCCCACAACCAUCACCGCGCUUUCUCAAUCAGCUCUCUGCUGUAUCAGCAGUGAUGCCUACGGCAACAGGUUCACCCGAGAUAUCAAGAGCAGCUGAAGCAGCGGCCUCUUCUCAGUCGCUCAUGCACGUCCAUCUGCUACAGCAACAGCAGCAAACAGCAGUGGCUGCCACGGCAGCAGCCCAUGCGGCUAGGCUCUCAAGUCAUCAUCUCCUACACUUUCUCCAGCCAUUGCCUCCCAACUCGCACCUGCCACCUCCACUUUUUUCUGAAAAGCAGGAAUGCAUUACCGAUAGGUGUCUUUUUCCAGUACAUGGUCCCGAGCAGCAAUACCACCAGCAGCAUCAACAGCGCCGGGACUCCUGGAAUGGCGCUGCUUCACGCAUUUACUCAGGAGAGGAACUGAAGACCGCAACGCCUGCGACACUAUCAGCACGACCUCCUGCACUGGCGACAGAUAAAGAAGCAAUCCGUUUACCCCCAACCCCAGCAUCGGACGCGUGGGUAGUGCCAACAGGACCUUCCGCUAGUCGUGUGGAUUUCCUGCGGACGACUACCAUGAACAUUGAUCCUUUCCUUGCAGCUGCGCUGCUUAAGCAUCUGUCUCAUAUCCAGCACAAAGGAAACCCGGAGCUGCUCUCAGCGUUGCUUGCAUCUGUUGCUACGUCCGCGGCAAAUUACGAAACACAGCAGUGGCAGCAACGGCACUCAGCGGUGCUAAGACUGGGAGGCUCUGAUAGUGGGGCGAGAACUUCAAAAGGCUCACAGCCAGCAGCGAAGGCGAUAACUUUGGGCGCGCCAGCGAGUGAAGAAAGUAUGGUAGGCAUUGCUGCUUCUGUCGGUGUUACUCCAGCAUCAAGAACAGAUACCUUCGGUUCAAGCAGAUGCCGCGCAGCGGCGAGUGGGUGCAAGGGUGCCGCCACAGUACGUACCCAUGAGCUGCGAGAGCUCUGGAAGGGCAUCGCGAGGGCUGCGUCUGCUGCAGUCGAAACCUGCAGCUCAAGUAGGAGCCACGGCAGCAGCCACAGCAAGACCGGCGAUGCACACCUCCUUACAACGAAUCCUAGCGAACAGUCUGCCAUACAUGGCCCUUCAGAGGCUCCAGAGAAGACUCUCGUGGGCUCCGCACAGCGGAGAGGACUUAUGGCGACCCCCCAAAGGCUCGGCGGGGCGCUGCUGAUUUCUACAGGCCGUGGCACGCUAAGGAAACUCAGAGAGCGCGGGGCUGAUAAGCGCUUACGGUUUGUGGUUUUGCCAUGGAGCAUGUUUGUCGCGGAGUACAGAAAACCCUUGGAUUUGGAUACCUUGAGGCCGAGCAUCAAGAGUGGCAAACUCCGGGGUCGGAGACGCCGAGCGGCUGUGGAGGGCCUCGUGCCGGCUGGUGCAGAGGUUACUAGAACAGUAACAAGGCGAGAGUGCGCCCUUGAAGCGAUGCGGCACUGGUCCUGCUACCGACGGGCCUUUCUCCAGCCUUUCCAGGCGGUAUCUAUGCUCUCGCGCUUUUGUUUGGCUAGAACCAAUGAAGCACUGGCUGCUGCAGACGGGGAUAGUGCCCUCGCGGGUGGAGGGACGAGGGCCUUAUCAGCUACAGACACAUCGGUGCUGCUACAGCAGCAGGUCCUUUCACAGCCAUUGCAGCAGCGGCAGUUCCCAUUUGGCCUUUCGUUUUUUGCAGUGGGAAGCACACCCCAAAUGAUCAUAGAUACCGGUCCUCUGCUCUCUCCUUCUCUCCCCAAGGAGUGCUCUUCUUCUCUUAGGAGGCAGAUACAGCAGCAACACGCUCAGAGAAUGAAAUGCGCAUCACGAGCGCAGCGAAUGCUUCCGCAGCAGAAUCAGCAAGGGGAAAUUUCCUCAGGAGUAUCAAAUGCUGAACGUCUAGCAACACCCGACGCAGCAGCCACAGAAACAAAAAGGACAUGUCCUGAAGGAGCUCAAACGCAUACUGGAGCGUCCGCAAGUCUACAAGUUUCUUCCGCCAUCGUGCCAGCAGAUCUACGUCUGGCAGAAUCCUCACCAGGGCUCGUAGUAGUAGCAGUACGAGCAGCAGUGCGGAAGCAGCAGAAGCAGCGGUCUCGCUUACUGCACGCACUUGCGGAGAGCCUCGAGGCAGCAGCAAGGAUGAAGGUUUUAACCGUACGAAUCACCAUGCCUUUUGUGGCGCAGCUGCCUAGACUUUGCGGGGACGUGGCAAAUCAAGCAUCAGCGUCGGCAACAACAGCACCGGCAGCUGCAGCACUGGCGGCCGAUUUGAGUGCAUGUUGUACGGCUGCCACUGCAACACUGCAGACACUGGGACUACGUUUGGGAGGACCUCUGGAGGAUCCCCCGCCUGCUAGACGAAGAACGCGCCGCUUGCCUUCACCGGACCUGGCAACUAUAAGGGAACAUCUCUUGGUCAAUCUUGAGACAGCUUUCCGGAGUUCUUACUUCUUGCCGCUGUGGAGGCGCGCGGCUGCAAGUGCCGCGCUGCAUUCAAGAACCGCAGCGGAUGGAACGCGAGCAGCAGCAACGCUGGACAGAAACCUUGCCGAGCUGUUACCCCGGGCAGCGUACCUUUAUGCACUAGUAUUUCAAGCGCUAGUAACUGAAGUGCUGGAGCAAAAAGCAACAAUAGGGCCAAUAAGUACCUGGCAGGAACAGCGGCAGCGUGUGCAGGCGUUUUCGCGCACAGUGGGAGAAGCUGUUGCGGGGCUUAUUUGUACAGCCGCCUCCCGCCCCACUGUUUCUGCUCUUUCGGAAAUACUGAAUGCGUGCCGCUGUCUGCUUGCUGUUGAACACUCGGGCUGGGGGGUUGCACAACAAGACCAGCAACAGACGGAACGGGUAUCCCUGCAAGCCUUAUUGCAGCAGACGGAAGUGGCAGUUACUGAACUGCUGCGGCAGGUACUUCUGCAAGACUAUGUUCACACAACAGCACCAACUUCUUCAAGUGAUGCAAGAGGAGCCUUUGCUGCACUUGUUGCACUGGCGCGAAGCUCCUCCUCUGGGUCUUCUGAUGCAAACUCAACAGGUACACUAGCAAUUGCAGCAAACAGAAUUGCCGUUCAGCCCACCGCCUACAAAAAAUAUAACUUGCCCCUUCCCGCACCUCAACGAGCUGUCCGAUCAGAAAUAUGGGAAACUGCAUCCGACUUGAGAAUCCCUCUACUACUUCUCUUGCGAGCACACGGUGCCACACUCAUCGUCCCGCGCAAUGAGUGGAAAGACAACCCUUUUGGGGAAGCAACAGACCAAGUGCCACGGUACAUAAGAUUAAAACGGAGAACCGGGAAAGGACGGGAAGUAACAGGAUAG